CAAUUGAACAAUAUUUCACAUCAAAGAAGACAAUGAGAAAGAAGGGGUCUCAUCGAGAAAACAUUAAAGCAGUCGCUGCUUCCACACAGCGCAAGUUGAAUAAAAGUAAAAGACGGACGAAGGUUCUUCAAGCAAUGGACCUGCCUGAAGAAAAGAAGGCAAAAAUUUUGAAAGUCCUUGGGGUACAGUAUAUGUCAUCAGAGGAAGAGAUAGAUGAUAACAAUGGGCGAUAUUUUACUGUCCAUCCGCUUCCGUGGAAAUGCAAAAAGUUGAAUUCAACUUUUAAAAAACUCGAUGCAAGACAUCAAGAAAAUCAAAACAAAAGAAGCAAAAAUCAGACCGUGCGUCGCGAGGAAGGACGACCAUCAGAACGAAACCAGCCACCAGAUGCUCCUUCAUUUGCCAUUGCUCCUUUUGAUGAAUCACAAUAAAAUAUUGAACAUUCGUGACAUUCCUAAAAAGAUUUUUUUGUAUAUAUUUAGAGAAAACAUUUUUGUUUAUAAGUUUUUGUAAAUAGACAUACAUCUUGUGAUAUUUGUUUCUCUCUUCCUUGCACCUUCUGUAUACGUCAAUCAUCCCAUCCUGCAAGCUUUAGGAUAUUCAUAAUUUUUAUCAGGUGGAUGAGAUUAUAGGUACUUUUAACUCCUCACUCAAUAAAAACUAAAAAAAGUUGAGCUCUUGUUGGAAAUUGAGCUCUUGUUGAAAAGUAUUUGCAGGUUAUAAUAAAGGAAAUUUUAGUUGAAAAGCGGAGCAUAAUUUUUUAUAAAAACAUUACAAAAUCUGG
This is a messenger RNA of Hydractinia symbiolongicarpus, 784 nucleotides long. RefSeq lists its product as uncharacterized. The record is from RefSeq and is a predicted model, not a curated record. NCBI's taxonomy places the organism in Eukaryota, Metazoa, Cnidaria, Hydrozoa, Anthoathecata, Hydractiniidae. The transcript is spliced from 2 exons. Bases 33 to 431 code for a protein of 132 amino acids.